Molecule: messenger RNA, 2855 nt
Organism: Mangifera indica (mango)
Lineage: Eukaryota; Viridiplantae; Streptophyta; Magnoliopsida; Sapindales; Anacardiaceae
Product: receptor protein kinase-like protein At4g34220
Exons: 2
Coding region: 341-2668 (775 amino acids)
Biological process (GO): protein phosphorylation
Molecular function (GO): protein binding; protein kinase activity; ATP binding
Source: RefSeq, a predicted model, not a curated record
AGGCAUGAGAUUCCUGUCUCCUAUCUCUUUCUUUUUUCCAUGUACUUCAACAACCAAACAAGAAAAUUUACCAUAAGUAAAUCCAUAAAUGGUAGCAAUCCUUUCACCUCAACAACUCCACUCACAGUCUAUACUCUCUCUGUCUAUCUCUCUGCAAAAUCCCACAACUCAUUGUUGUCAUCUCCAUCUCCUGUAAAGUUUCAAUCAUUCAUUAUUAGCUUAUGCUUUCGGUCACCGAACAACUAUAACUGUAGUUGGUCACCGUAUCCUCUCUUUUUUUGCAUCUUUAUCACACUAUGAAUAUGUAGUCUGAGUUUCAGAAUCCAUUCACGGGAAAAUUAUGGGUUUCAGUGCUGGAUAUGUCCCUUUUUUUGCCUCCAUUUGUGUUCUUGUUCUGGUUUAUCCUUCUCUUGCUCUCAACAGAGAUGGGAUUCUUCUGCUUUCUUUCAAAUACUCAGUCCUCAGUGACCCAUUAUCCGUCUUGGAAAGCUGGAACUACGACGAUCAAACGCCAUGUUCAUGGAAUGGAGUGACAUGCAGUGAAAUCGGCAACCCGGGUACGGCGGAGAUAUUCAGAGUCACCGGUUUGGUCCUCCCUAACAGUCAGCUUUUGGGUUCAGUUUCUGAAGACUUGGGCUUUAUUGAACACCUCCGCCAUCUCGAUCUUUCCAACAACUUCUUUAAUGGGUCUUUGCCUGUUUCAAUCUUUAACGCUACUGAACUACAGGUUUUAUCUCUCUCUAACAAUGUGAUUUCCGGUGAGCUGCCGGAGACAAUCAGUGAAAUGAAAAGUUUACAGUUGUUGAAUCUCUCUGAUAACGCCUUGGCUGGGAAAGUACCUCAAAAUUUGACGGCUUUACAGAAUCUGAGCGUUGUUUCUUUGAGAAGUAAUUAUUUUUCCGGCAGUUUGCCAGGUGGGUUCAGUUCAGUUGAAGUGUUAGAUCUGUCGUCAAAUCUAUUUAAUGGCUCUCUUCCUUUAGAUUUUGGUGGUGACAGUUUGCUUUACUUAAACCUUUCUUUCAACAAGAUUUCUGGUUCAAUAUCCCCAGAAUUUGCAAAGCAAAUUCCAAAAAACUCCUCCAUUGAUUUGUCCUUCAACAACCUAACCGGAGCCAUUCCACAGUCUCCCUCUUUGCUCAAUCAGAGACCAGAAUCCUUUGCCGGAAAUGUUCAACUUUGUGGGAAGCCAUUGAAGAACCUUUGUUCAAUUCCUUCAAGUCUUUCCACACCACCGAAUGUUUCAAGUGCUUCACCGGCGAUUGCCGUCAUUCCACGGCCACUAGACUCAGUUCCAGUGACAAACUCUCAAAAUACGCCACCAAAUGCGGCCUCCAGCAGCCAAGCUUCUCAAAGUGGCCUAAAACCAGGCACAAUAGCGGCAAUAGCCGUGGCGGACUUGGCGGGUAUAUCAUUACUUGCUCUUGUAAUUCUUUACGUUUACCAAAUCAAGAAGCGAAAAGGGCUCGUGAGCUCAACAACAACGACAACAGCAAAUUCAACCAACCCAGAAAACAAAAAGCAACCACAGGAGACAACAAUACUUGCAAAAACAGAAAAACCAGCAACAUGGUCGUGUUUAACCAUACAAGGCGAAGAGACAUCAGAAGCCACAACGAGCUCGGACAGUGACCAAGAUAAUUACCACAAUGAGGACACCACAGUUAACAGGCGAGAGGCCAGAGGGGGCAUGCUAGUGACAGUUGAUGGGGAGAGUAAGUUGGAGCUGGAGACAUUGUUCAAGGCAUCGGCGUAUAUUUUGGGUACAAGCGGUUCAAGCAUAAUGUACAAAGCGGUGCUGGGAGAUGGUACUGCAUUUGCGGUUAGGAGGAUUGGAGAUAGCGGCGUCGAGAGAUUGAAAGAUUUUGAAAGCCAAGUGAAGGCCAUUGCAAAGCUGAAGCACCCGAAUUUGGUUAAGGUUCGUGGGUUUUACUGGGGAGAUGAAGAGAAGCUUGUUAUCUAUGACUAUGUCUCCAACGGCAACCUCGCUACUGCUGGUUACAGAAGAGCAGGAUCAUCACCCUACCAUCUUUCUCUAGAAACCAGGCUGAAGAUCGCAAAAGGACUGGCCAAGGGACUUGCCUACAUUCACGAGAAGAAGUUCGUGCAUGGCAACAUUAAGCCAACGAGCAUUCUCUUAAACUCAAAUAUGGAGCCUCUGAUAAGCGAUUUAGGCCUCGAUCGCCUCCUUUCUCUGAGUAGAACAAGUUCCAAAUCCAGCAAUUCAUCGCUCAUUUUUGGCAGUCAAAGAUCGACAAUGACUUCUGCAUAUGAUCACCACCUCACGUCUUCCAGCCCUUACACACCUGCAGGCCCCUCUGGGAGUUCCACCACCUCACCAUAUCAGGCGCCCGAGUCACUGAGGAAUCUCAAGCCGAACCCUAAAUGGGAUGUGUUUUCAUUCGGUGUUGUUUUGCUCGAGCUUUUCACUGGGAGAGUGUUGACGGAGCCAGAGUUGGGACAAUGUAGCAGUGUUGGGUCGAUUUCGGAGGAGAGGAAUAGGAUGUUGCAGCUGGCUGACGUGACGAUAAGGGCUGAUCUGGCAAGAAGAGAAGAAGCCGUGCUGGCAUGUCUAAAGCUAGGGUUUAAUUGUGCUUCUUUUGCACCACAGAAGAGACCUUCAAUGAAAGAGGCAUUGCAAAUCCUGGAGAAGAUUCCAAGUAGCUCUUGAUGGAAGUGACAUGUUUGGUGUGGGUCUUGUAAAAGAGUUUUUCUAGGGCUCUUUUGUUUUGUGUUGAGUUGAAUGUUGGAUAAAUAUCAGAAGGUAGGGAGAUUGUUGAUAAGGGAAAAGUGAUGUGUGUCUGUAUGUUUUAACUAAUGUUAUUAUGCAUGAAAAUUGUUCUUGAUUUAGAUUUUAA